GAGGUAGUUGAAAGAUAUAUUAACAAGGCUAUAGAGAUAGCUGAAACACAGAGAUAAACUUCUACCAUUUUCAUACAUGUCAUUUUCACCCAUUGAUCGCACUUUGACACCCGGGACGGUGUAGAGCUUUAAUAUAAGGACGUUUCAGGCCGCUAUCCGCGACAGCGAUUGCCAAAUUCCGUGAUGUUUCGUAAAAAAGUAAGCCAAAACAACUUCUUUUACCGCAAUAAUGGUAACGAAUCUUCGAAAUCCCACAGUAAAACCGGCCACAAUCCAUCGAAUUUUGACAAACACGUAAAGAAUGAUGAUAAUUACAAAGAUCAACACAGAGAAGAUGGAAGAGCACAUUCUCAUACAGACCCUGAGAAAAAUGAUCCAAAACUAAGAGAACAAACAAGCUCACACGGCGAAACGGUUGAAGAUUUAACCAAGAGUAUAUUAAAGUGGCACGCUAGCCGAUUUAAGGAUAUACGCAAGGCCUGUCUUGCCAACGAGACUAAUCAUAACGACGGUUUUGACACCAAACCUGUCCAAGAUGUUAAACACGCAACGCAGCAGGAGAGUAAACAGGAAAGCUCGCCAGAGAAUGGACACACAAAGGGAUAUCGGUCGAAUAGCGGAUUUGGGAAUUAUGGCUCAAACUUUAGGAGAGAUAGGUCCAAUCACGACAAGAGCAAAUAUAACAAAGAUCGCUGAAUAUAUAUUAACAAACCCGCUGUGGAGUUGGGUGUAUAAUAAAUUUGUUGAAUUUUG
Molecule: messenger RNA, 753 nt
Organism: Theileria equi strain WA
Lineage: Eukaryota; Apicomplexa; Aconoidasida; Piroplasmida; Theileriidae
Exons: 3
Coding region: 184-696 (170 amino acids)
Source: RefSeq, a predicted model, not a curated record